Messenger RNA from Empidonax traillii (willow flycatcher), 11967 nucleotides. It is a transcript of the gene VPS13C, whose product is annotated as vacuolar protein sorting 13 homolog C. Gene Ontology annotation, cellular component: extrinsic component of membrane. The record is from RefSeq and is a predicted model, not a curated record. The transcript is spliced from 85 exons. NCBI's taxonomy places the organism in Eukaryota, Metazoa, Chordata, Aves, Passeriformes, Tyrannidae. Gene Ontology annotation, biological process: protein retention in Golgi apparatus; protein targeting to vacuole; mitochondrion organization. Bases 36 to 11303 code for a protein of 3755 amino acids.
CCUCCCCUCCCGCCGGUUGAGGGGCCGCCUCCGCCAUGGUGCUGGAGUCGGUGGUGGCGGAUCUGCUGAACCGCUUCCUGGGCGACUAUGUGGAGAACCUGAACAAGUCCCAGCUCAAGCUGGGUAUAUGGGGCGGUAAUGUGGCACUUGACAAUUUACAGAUCAAAGAGAAUGCAUUAAGUGAACUGGAUGUACCCUUUAGAGUAAAAGUUGGUCAGAUAGAUAAACUUACUCUGAAGAUUCCUUGGAAGAAUCUCUAUGGAGAGGCAGUUGUUGCAACUCUAGAAGGCUUGUAUCUUCUGAUAGUCCCUGGAGCAAGUGUUAAAUAUGAUGCGGAGAAGGAAGAAAAAUACUUGCAGGAUAAUAAACAAAAGGAACUGGCAAGAAUUGAGGAAGCCUUGCAGAAAGCAGCAGAAAAAGGCACUCACUCAGGAGAGCCCCUGUAUGGGUUGGAGAGUCUGGUUUACAAGGACACCAAGCCUGGACGUAAGCGUAAAAGGUACAAAAAGCAUUUUAAGAGACCCUUUAAAGGUCAUGACCACUCAAAAGACAAACCAAAGGAGGAGAAGAAGGAUACUUUCUUAGAAAAGCUUGCAACUCAAGUUAUAAAAAAUGUGCAAGUCAAAAUCACGGGCAUUCAUGUUAAAUAUGAAGAUGAUAUCACAGACCCCCAGUGUCCGAUUUCCCUGGGGAUGACGUUGGGCGAGCUUAGUUUGCUGACAACAAAUGAGAACUGGAAACCUUCCAUUCUGAAUGAAGCUGCAAAAAUAAUAUACAAGCUUUUGUGCCUGGACAGCCUCAGUGCUUACUGGAACGUGCACAGCCCAAUGUACUAUCACGGCUCCAGGGAGCAGAUCCUGGACCAGCUGAAAAGAGGAAUUCCAUGUGGUGGUAACCAGCCAGAAGAUUACCAGUACAUUUUUAGACCAGUGUCAGCCUCUGCAAGACUGUAUAUCAACCCCUAUGCAGAGUUAGAACUGAAAACUCCCAAGAUUGAUUGUAAUGUGGAAGUACAGAGAAUUGUCAUUGAGUUCACUAAGCCACAGUACCUGAGCAUGCUGGACCUGCUGGAGUCCAUCGACUGCAUGGUGCGUAACGCGCCCUACCGGCGCUUCCGGCCCCGCCUGCCCCCACACGGACACGCCGCGCUCUGGUGGAAAUAUGCAGGUGACAGUGUCCUCGAAGUUCACAUCAGAAGACGCACUCGAAUGUGGUCGUGGAGUAACAUCAAACAGCACAGGCAGCUUCUGAAGAGUUACAAAAACACCUACAAGAACAAGCUGACUCAGAGUAAACUGUCAGAAGAAACUCAGAGGCAAAUUCAGGACCUGGAAAGACAGCUUGACGUCUUCAAUAUAGUCUUAGCAAGGCAACAAGCACAAGUGGAGACAAUAAGAUCAGGACAAAAAUUACUGAAGAAGAAAAGCACUGAAGCAGAAAAGAAAAGUGGAGGAUGGUUUGGUGGUUUCUGGGGCAAAAGAGAAUCUAGGAAGAAAGAAGAUGAGGAAUCACCUGUUCCUGAAACUAUUGAUGAACUAAUGACCCCAGAGGAGAAAGCCAAGCUUUUCACUGCCAUUGGAUACAGUGACAGCUCCCACAACCUUUCCUUACCAAAGCAGUAUGUUGCCCAUGUUGUGACACUCAAGCUGUUAAGCACUUCUCUUACAAUUAAAGAAGACAAGAAUGUGGCAGAAACUCUGAAAGUGCAGAUAAUUGAUCUGAGUACCAAAAUAUCCCAGCGCCCAGGAGCACAAGCCAUCAAGGUUGAAGCCAAGCUUGAAAACUGGUACGUUACAGGCCUGAGACAGGAGAACAUUGUUCCAUCUCUUGUGGCCUCCAUUGGGGACAGCAAAUCUUCCCUGUUGAAGAUCGAGUUUAACACUAACCCAGAGGACAGCACAGCUGACCAGAGCCUUUCCAUCGAGUCCCAGCCUGUGGAAAUCAAGUAUGAUGCAAGAACAAUAAAUGCAAUGGUAGAAUUCUUCCAGACAAGUAAGGGAAUGGACCUUGAAAGAUUAACGACAGCCACCUUAAUGAAGCUGGAAGAAAUCAAGGAGAGAACUGCUACAGGGUUAGUUCAUAUCAUUGAGAUGCGGAAAGUCCUGGACUUGAAGAUUAACCUGAAACCUUCCUACCUCGUGGUGCCCCAGACGGGUUUCUACCAGGAAAAUUCAGCUUUGCUCAUUCUGGACUUUGGUACAUUUCAGCUGAACAGCAUAAAUCAAGGCAGCAGUCAGACUUCCACCUUUUCAUCUCUGGAGGAGAUUAUGGACAAAGCUUAUGACAAGUUUGAUGUGGAAAUAAAAAACGUGCAGCUGCUUUUUGGAAGAACAGGUGAAGACUGGAAGAAGGCUCGUUUUCAACAUCCAUCAACAUUGCACAUUUUGCAGCCUAUGGAUAUUCAUGUGCAGUUGGCAAAGUCAAUGGUGGAAAGAGACACCAGGAUGCCAAAGUUUAAAGUGUCGGGAGGCCUUCCUUUGGUGCAUGUCAGACUGUCAGACCAGAAGAUCAAGGCAAUUUUUGAUCUGAUUGACAGCAUUCCCUUGCCUCAGAAGUCAUCUGUGUCAGCUCCAAGCACAAAGGUACCAGCUAUUCCCACAAUCCCUGUUGUCAGUAAAGGGUUACUGAGGACACCCCAGUUGUUGGCAGAGAUGGUGUCAGAUUCUGAAGAAGAGUAUUUUGAUUUUGAGGAAAGCUCUGAACCAACUGACAGGUCACUAAUUAAAGGAGAAGAAAUGAGAAGUGAGGAGCCUGCUCAAGAGGAGCUGACAGACCUUCAGCUGAAGUUUGAAAUUAAAGAGGUUUUAGUAGAACUCACCAAGGAAAAGCAAACUGAGGAAACAGUGCUUGUGUUUGAUGUCAUGCAUCUGGGGACAGAGGCUACUGUCAGAACCUAUAACUUAGCAGCAGUAUCUUACUUAAAGAAAAUAAGCCUGGAUUACUAUGAAAUUGGAGGUAAAAAAACACCCAUUCACCUCAUUAGUUCCUCAGAUAAACCUGGCUUAGACCUUCUGAAGGUGGAAUAUAUCAAGGCUGACAGAAAUGGGCCACAGUUUCAGACAGCUUUUGACAACACUGAACAGAUGAUUCAAGUAACGUUUUCAUCACUGAACCUCCUGUUGCACACAGAGGCCCUGCUGUCUGCUCUCAGCUUUCUGACAGCUGUGAGCCCAUCUGGCAGUGACAGCAGGGGAGACUCACCAGUGAAGGAAAAGCAAGAGGAUGACACCAGAUUGAAAAAAGUGUCUAGACCUUCCAAGGAUAAGGAUGUGUUUGACUGCAAGGUCUUUGCCAAGCUGGAUGCCUUCUGUUUAAAUAUUUGUGAUGAGAAAAAGAACAUUGCGGAGAUCAAGAUACAAGGUCUUGACUCAUCCCUUUUCCUUCAGCCAAGCCACACCGUAUUCUUUGCCAGACUUAAAGACAUAGUUGUCACAGAUGUUGAUUCAAGGACCCUUCAUAAAAAAGCCGUGUCUAUAGUGGGAGAUGAAGUUUUCAGUUUCAAUCUGACGUUAAAUCCACAAGCUACUGAGGGAGAAGCCUACACUGACAUGUCCAAAGUGGAUGGUUCUGUAUCUCUGAGAGUGGGCUGCAUUCAGAUUGUGUUCCUCCACAAGUUCCUCAUGGCUCUUGUGACCUUCUUGAACAACUUCCAGACAGCCAAGGAGGCUCUGAGUGCUGCCACAGCCCAGGCUGCAGAAAAGGCUGCCACCAGUGUGAAGGACCUGGCUCAGAGGAGUUUUCGCCUGGCCAUGGACAUUCACCUGAAAGCACCAGUUAUCGUCAUCCCCCAGUCCUCAGUGUCCCCCAGGGCCAUAGUGAUAGACCUGGGCUUGAUCAGGGUGCAGAACCAGUUCAGCUUGGUGUCUGCAGAAGGCAGCUCCCUGCCUCCAGUCAUUGACAAAAUGGAUGUGCAGCUGACAAAGCUGAAGAUGUCCAGGACCACUGUGGAGGCAGAUUCAUCACAUCCAGAUAUUCAGAUUCUUCACCCUAUUAAUUUAAGCCUGUCAGUGAAGAGAAAUCUGUCUGCAGCUUGGUUUCACAAACUGCCUGUGCUGCAGGUCACGGGCUACCUGGACACAAUGAAUGUCGUGUUAAGUCAAGAGGAUCUGAAUGUCUUUCUCAGAGUGUUGACAGAAAACCUUGGUGAAGCAGAAGAACAAACUGAUGCCAAAUCAGUCCUGCAAAAGGAAGGUAAAUCCAAAGAAAUGGAGAGAUCAGUUUUGGUACAGGGUAAGAGUGGUGCAGAAGGAAUGCUGUCUGAAAAGAGAAAAGAGACACUGACUGAAGAUGUAAUCAAUGUGCUGCUUAAUUUUGAAAUCAAAGAGGUUGUAGUGACCUUGAUGAAGCAGGUUCAGGAGGAGAGAUACCCAUUACAUAUCCUGACUGUGCUACAGCUUGGAACUGAAACCAAAGUCAGAAACCAUGAACUGACUGCAGCGGCAUAUCUGAAAAAAAUUGCCAUGAGAUGCACCGAGAUAAAGGACUCAAAAGGAGAACCUCUUUGCAUUAUUAAUUCUUCAAGUGAGACAGAUGAGCACCUUCUGAAAAUGGAAUACAUUAAGGCUGAUCCUGAUGGGCCAGACUUUGUUACAACUUACAAAAACACCAAGCAGAACAUCAAUGUCAUCUUUUCAUCUUUGGAUAUAGUACUUCACACAGAGGCUUUGCUUUCCAUCUUGAGUUUUCUCACCUUCAGUGUUCCAUCAGGUGGUCUUCCCAGUGCUGAUAAAUCAUCAGACCACAAGCCUCAAACAAAAGAACAGGACACAGGAAGUGCUCUUAGACCAGUGUCUGGUGAUGCAACCCACAAUGAUAUCUGUGAAUUAAAACUCACUGCAAAGCUCAAUGCAUUCAGCAUCGCUGUGUGUGAUCAGACCUGUAGGAUUGCAGACAUCAGAAUACAAGGAAUGGAUGCAUCUGUAACUAUGAAGCCUAAAAAGAUUAAAGUGUUCUCCAGGCUUGAGGACAUUGUAAUUACAAAUGUUGAUCCCAAAACAGUCCAUAAAAAGGCUGUGUCCAUAAUGGGAGAUGAAGUGUUCAGAUUUCACGUGUCCCUGUACCCAGACGCCACUGCAGGGGAAGCCUACGCUGACAUGUCGAGGGUGGAUGGGAAGAUGUCUCUCAAAGUGGGCUGCAUCCAAAUCAUUUACCUCCACAAGUUCUUUAUGUCUCUCUUGAACUUCCUGAACAACUUCCAGACAGCCCAGGAAGCCCUGACUGCAGUCACUGCCCAGGCAGCAGAAAUGGCAGCUUCCAGCAUGAAGGACUUUGCCAGGAAGAGCUUCCGCCUCUCCAUGGAUGUCAACCUGAAAGCUCCAGUUAUCGUUAUUCCUGAAUCUGCAGCUUCACACAACGCUUUGGUGGCUGACCUUGGCUUAAUCAGAGUGCAGAAUGAGUUCAAGCUGGUACCUUCAGAUGAAUCUCCUCUUCCUCCAGUCAUUGACAGCAUGGAUGUGCAGCUGACUCAUUUGAAGUUAUCAAGGUGCAUCAUAUCCACAGAUUCUCAGCCAGACUCUGAAAUUCUGUGUCCUGUGAGUUUGACUUUGCUGGUGCAGAGAAAUUUAGCAGCAGCGUGGUAUCAUAAAUGCCCAACAAUUGGUAUCAAAGGAGACCUGAAACCAAUGCAGAUUGCACUCAGUGAAGAUGAUCUGACUGUUAUCAUGAAAAUUUUACUUGAAAACCUCGGAGGGGCUUCUUCCCAACCAACUGCUGUGCAGGAGAACGUCGAGUUUACACAGAUCCCUAAAAAAGAGAAAGUUCCCCAUGAAUCUGGUCCUCUUCUGGCUUCUGAACAAAAGAGUGUUUCUGCAGCUCAGUCUUGUGUGGAAUGUUACACAACCCUUAAAUUUGACUUCAAUUUUGAGUCACUUUCCGUAAUUCUCUACAACAGUGAUAAGAACCAGAGGGCUCAGCUCCCCGAGCACAGUGACAGAUUGCGCCUGGGAGAGCUGCGCCUGCUCCUCAUGGCAUCAGCUGGGGACAUGUUCUCAGAUGGCUCCAUGGAUGUCAAAGUUCAGCUCAAGGCCUGCACCUUGGAUGAUCUGAGAGAGGGAAUUCAGAAUGUGACUGCAAGAAUGAUAGACAAGAAAGAUGACACACAUGACAGUUCUAUGAUAGAUAUAAGGUAUAAGCAGGAUAAAAAUGGAACUGAAGUUGUUGCAGUCCUUGACAAGCUCUACAUAUGUGCCAGUAUGGAGUUUUUGUUGACAGUAGCAGAUUUUUUCAUUAACUCGAUGCCAGCAUCCUCAACUGAAAGAUCUGCACAGUUUCAAUUAAAGCAAGUUGCUUCUGGGAAAUCCAAGCCAGAAACAGAAACACCUGUACGGCCAAAUAUGACAGUACAAGCUGUGAUUCUGGACCCAGAAGUUGUGUUUGUUGCUAAUUUGACCAAUGCUGAUGCUCCUGCCUUAAAAGUUUCCUUCCAGUGUAACUUUUCUCUGACAUCUGGAAGGGAUGCACAGAGGAUGACUGCUCAAGUGAAUGGCUUCAAGGUGUUGGCCUGUGCCUUUCUCAAGGAAAAACAAGACAAGAAUAUUACUACUGUGUUACGACCCUGUUCCUUGGUCAUGGAAAAUAUGGUGCAUGUCUCAGGAUUGCAGACUGUGGCAGUUACAAUAGAAGAACUUAUUAUUAAGAUCUCGCCCAUAAUUCUGAACACUGUCAUUACCAUUAUGGCUGCCAUAAAACCCAAGGCACCAGAGGAGGAUUCCAGAGGAGCAGCUGAAGUUUCUGAGAAUCUGUGGCGGGUGAAGCCUGUGGAUGAGUGCAAUGCUUGGUUCCUCGGUGUUGAUGUAGCCACAGAAGCAACAGAAACUUACAAGGACCGUGAACAAGUUGUGAAACAGGAGAAGUUUGACAUCGUGGUGAAAUCAGUGCAGAUGACCUUGGAGUGUGGGCUGGGACAUCGCACCGUCCCUUUGCUGUUGGUGGAAUCUGCUUUCUCAGGGGUCCUGAAAAACUGGUCCUCGCUGAUGGAGGUCACUGCUGACACGUCGCUGGAGAUUCAUUAUUACAAUGAAACCUAUGCAGUGUGGGAGCCACUUAUCGAGCGAAUUGAAGGAGGAAAGAAGCAGUGGAAUUUGAAACUGGAGAUGAAGACUAACCCUGUCCAGGAGAGAAGUCUGAUGCCUGGGGAUGAUUUCAUCGUUCUUCCUGAGCCCCAGACUGCUGUUACCAUCUCCUCCAAGGACACAAUGAACAUCACAAUAUCCAAGUGUUGUCUGGCUGUUUUCAGUAACCUGGCCAAGGCAUUUUCUGAAGCGACUGCCUCCACGUUUGACUAUUCCUUUAAGGAGACAGCCCCUUUCAUAGUGAAAAACGCCCUGGGGGUGUCUCUCAAAGUGCUCCCCAGCUCCAGUUUUCGGAUAGUUGGUUCCACUGGCAAAGAGAACACGAAGGAGAUCGAGGUUGGUCAGAGCAUGGAGCUGGAGUACUCUGCGUUUGAGGCACCCCAGCGAGGCAGAUUAUCUGCCCUGCACCGACAGGAGAGCACCCUCUUCUCCCUGAACUUAGAACUGCAGGGCUACAAAGACGCCCUGAGCAUUCCGGUAGCCAAGCCGGGCCGGCGGCUGUACAACACCAGGAGCCUGGCUGGCCCCUCCAGCUCCAUCAUCCUGCAGAUUGAUGCCACAGAAGGGAACAAGGUCAUCACUGUGCGCUCCCCUCUGCAGAUCAAGAACCAUUUCUCCAUCCCAUUUACGAUCUAUAAACUGGCUAAAGGCUCCAGGGUGCUGGAGGAAAUUGGCAUCUCCAGGCCAGAGGAAGAAUUCCAUGUUCCUUUGCAUUCCUACACGUGUCACCUGUAUGUCCGGCCCACGGGGGUGUUCGAGGGGCAGUUCAGAGAGUCCACCACCUACAUUGCCUGGAGGGAGGAGCUGCACAGGAGCACCGAAGUGAAGUGCUUGUUGCAGUGCCCAGCCGUGGAGUCAAAUUUCCUGCCUCUGAUCAUCAGCUCAACAGCUGUACCUGAUGAACUCAGUUUUAUUUCACCCUAUGAAGAGGAGUGGGAUCCUGCCUACAUUAUCCACCUUUACCCCACACUCACUGUGAGGAAUCUUCUGCCAUACUCCGUGAGAUAUUUACUGGAGGGCACAGCAGAAGCCCGGGAAUUAACCGAAGGGAGCGCCGUAGACGUUUUCCAUUCCCGAAUCAGCGGAGAAAUAAUGGAACUGGUGCUGUUAAAAUACCAAGGCAAAGACUGGAAUGGGCAUCUUAAAAUUCACGAGGGGAUGCCUGAGUUCUUCUCCGUGUGUUUCACCUCCCACUCUGCAGCGUCCAUGACGGUGGACGUUUACAUCCACACCAGGAGGCUCGGCAGCCGCAUGGUCCUGUCCGUCUUCAGUCCCUACUGGAUCAUCAACAAGACCUCCCGUGUCCUCCAGUACCGAGCUGAGGACACUCAUGUGAAGCAUCCAGCAGACUACAGAGACAUUGUUCUGUUCUCAUUUAAAAAGAAAAACAUCUUUAGUAAGAAUAAGAUCCAGCUCUGUAUUUCAACCAGCACUUGGUCCAGCAGCUUUUCCCUUGAUACUGUAGGAAGCUAUGGAUGUGUCAGGUGUUCAGCUAAUAACAUGGACUACCUGGUUGGAGUCAGCAUCAAAAUGAGCAGUUUUAACCUGACCAGGAUAGUUACCUUCACUCCAUUCUACACAAUAGCAAACAAAUCUUCUCUGGAACUUGAAGUUGGAGAAAUUGGUCCCGGUGGCUCUCUUCCAACUCAUAGAUGGAAUUAUAUCUCAGCUUCAGAGUGUCUUCCAUUCUGGCCUGAAAGCUCAUCUGGUGAACUUUGUGUCAGAGUAGUUGGCUACGAGAGCCCAUCCAAACCAUUCCUGUUUAACGCCCAGGACAAUGGUACCCUGCUGAGACUGGAAGAACUGAACGGGGGCUUGCUGGUGGAUGUGAAUGUUUCUGAGCACUCGACUCUCAUAAGCUUCUCUGAUUACCAUGAGGGAGCUGCCCCAGCCCUGAUCGUGAACCACACCCCGUGGGACUCCCUCAGGUACAAGCAGAGUGGAUUACGAGAGGAGAUGGAGUUGAAACCAAGGCAAGUGUGCCUGUUUGCCUGGACAGAUCCAACUAAACCAAGAAAAUUGACUUGGGGCUACAGCCAAAAUUUUGGUGAACAUGACCUACUUAAGGAUGACUGUGGCCAGUUCCCCUACAAUGCCAACACUCAGAUCCACUGGGUGUCCUUCCUGGACGGGCGUCAGCGGGUGCUGCUCUUCACUGAUGACGUGGCUUUGGUCUCCAAAGCCCGCCAGGCAGAGGAGCUGGAGCAACCUGACCAAGAAAUAAACCUGUCCAUCCACAGCCUGGGGCUUUCUCUGGUUAACAAUGAAAAUAAAAAAGAAAUCUCUUACAUAGGAAUUACCAGUUCUGGUGUUGUUUGGGAAAGGAAACCAAAGCACAAGUGGAAACCAUUUAACCAAAAGCAAAUAAACCUGUUGGAACAAGCCUAUCAAAAGUAUCUCUCUAAGACAGCUUUCCAAGGUCCUGGUUGGCAUAAACUGGACAGCAACACCGAGGUGAAUUUCAGUAAGUUUCCCAUGGAAAUGCGUCUGCCAGUCCGGUGCAGCAUCCGCCGGAACUUCCUGUCGGGAAUUCAGGUGGAAUUCAAGCAGUCCCCUCACCAGAGGAGCUUACGGGCUCAGCUGUACUGGCUGCAGGUGGAUAAUCAGUUGCCAGGAUCGAUGUUUCCUGUUGUGUUUCACCCUGUAGCCCCUCCCAAGUCCAUUGCUUUGGAUUCAGAACCAAAACCCUUCAUUGACAUCAGUGUCAUCACCAGAUUCAACGAGUACAGCAAAGUGCUGCAAUUCAAGUACUUCAUGGUUCUUAUCCAGGAAAUGGCACUGAAAAUUGAUCAGGGAUUUUUAGGAGCACUUGGUGAACUUUUCACUCCAUCUACAGACCCAGAAGCUGAAAGACAAAGGUCCAAAUUAAUUCAGCCAGAUGUGGAUGCACUGAACACUGAGCUGAUGGAAUCCUCCCUGACAGACCUGUCCAUGCUCAGCUUUUUUGAACAUUUCCAUAUUUCUCCAAUUAAGCUGCAUUUGAGUUUGUCUCUGGCUUCUGGUGGGGAAGCAUCAGACAAGGGGGAGGUCAUGAUUGCCAUCCACUCUCUGAACCUGCUGUUGAAAAGCAUUGGAGCCACUCUGACAGACGUGGAUGACGUGGUUUUCAAACUCGCUUUCUUUGAAAUCAAAUACCAGUUCUACAAGAGAGAUCAACUGAUGAAGAGAGUUGUGAGACAUUACAGUGAACAGUUCCUGAAACAGAUGUAUGUCCUUGUGCUUGGAUUAGAUGUUCUUGGAAACCCAUUUGGCCUGAUCAGAGGCUUGUCUGAGGGAGUGGAAGCUUUCUUUUAUGAGCCAUUCCAGGGUGCUGUUCAAGGACCUGAAGAAUUUGCUGAAGGCUUUGUAAUUGGUGUUAGGAGUCUCCUUGGCCACACAGUGGGUGGUGCAGCAGGGGUGGUGUCCCGGAUCACUGGCACUGUGGGAAAAGGCCUGGCUGCCAUCACUCUGGAUGAAGAAUUCCAGCAGAAAAGGAGAGAGGAAAUGGGUCGGCAGCCAAAGGACUUCGGGGAGAGCCUGGCCAAGGGAGGGAAGGGCUUGUUACGGGGGGUCGUUGGAGGUGUCACAGGCAUCAUCACCAAACCAGUAGAAGGGGCUAAAAAAGAAGGAGCAGCUGGAUUCUUCAAGGGCAUUGGGAAGGGGCUGGUGGGAGUGGUGGCCCGGCCCACGGGAGGCAUCGUGGACAUGGCCAGCAGCACCUUCCAGGGCAUCCAGAGGGUGGCAGAGUCGACUGAAGAGGUGUCCAAUCUGCGUCCCCCCCGGCUCAUCCGCGAGGAUGGCAUCAUCCGGCCCUACAACAGGGUGGAAGCUGAGGGCUAUGACCUGUUUGAGAAAUUGCACAUCAAAAAGCUGGAAAAGGAGAUGUAUCGGUACCACUGUGCACUUCCAAGGGGCAGGAGAGCAAACCUUGUCGUCACCAACAGGAGAGUGAUUUAUGUGAAAGAAGUGGAAAUCUUGGGCCAUUUAACAGUAGAGUGGGAUCACUUAUUUGAAGAAUUUACACGCUGCCCUUCCUAUGCAGGAAAUACUUUAAAAUUAACUGUUCUGCAGGAUCAAAGGAUGUUCCAAAGAAAGGACAGUACAGGUCAGGAAUGUGUAAAGACAGUUCAGCUUCAGGACGAAACCACAGCAAGGUGGAUUUGUGGUGCCAUUCAGGAAGCCCAGGCAACGAGAAAUCAGCAGAAGCUGGUGAAAAGAGCAUCGUUGCAGUUGAAGAAACCACAAAUGCCUUGAUAAUGGUAGGAUUGGUGGGGUCUGACCUUUGGGGUGCGAUUGUCUCCCUAAAAUUGAUUAGAAGCAACAUGGAAACGUUGGGCAAAAAUAAAGAUAAAAUGCCUGGGGUCUUCUUUCAGAGUUAACAGCCAUUAAUUAACACUUCAGUUUCAGAAGCUGUGCCUCUGUGGGAACCAAUGGAUUUCCUUAUUCUAAAAUGUGCACUGAAGUGCAAGAUUUAGGAUUUUUGAUCAGAAGGUUUUCCACUCUGAAAUUUUAUUUUCUGCCCUCUUUUUUAUGUCAGGGAAAUGGAUUCUGUAAUAAAGUGGUUAUCUUAUUUGCACUAUAAGUUUAUGGUUUACAGGCAGGUUGUAGUACUUGUGGUUCUGGUGUUUGGCAAAAUGAAGUACUUCUGUUAAUGACUGAAACUAAUUAAAAAAUCCUUCUAUUUUAGGCAACAUUCUCCUUAAAUUAAGAAAGAAGUGUGCACAAUUUCCCUACUAUAAUUUCCUCCCUGUCUGUUUAGCAUUAGAAAAUGCUGCACUGGGGCAACAUAAGAAUGAGAAUAUAUGAGAGGAAUAGGCUCUUGCUGUCUGGAAAUGCUUACUUGGGAAUGCUGUCACACUGUAAAUGAAAACAUGCACUUUAAAAAUGGAAAUUCUCUUCACUGUCCCGUGCAUGUCCA